Molecule: messenger RNA, 7915 nt
Organism: Cuculus canorus (common cuckoo)
Lineage: Eukaryota; Metazoa; Chordata; Aves; Cuculiformes; Cuculidae
Gene: B4GALNT3
Product: beta-1,4-N-acetyl-galactosaminyltransferase 3
Exons: 20
Coding region: 35-3208 (1057 amino acids)
Cellular component (GO): Golgi cisterna membrane
Molecular function (GO): acetylgalactosaminyltransferase activity
Source: RefSeq, a predicted model, not a curated record
UCCGCCCCGCGGCGCUCGGGGCGGCGGCGGCGCCAUGCGGGGCCGGCUGCUCGCGCGGCUGCGGCGCCGGCGGCUGCGGCGGCUGCUGUUGGGGCUGGGCGCGCUCGCCCUGGGGCUCGGGGCCGCCUACCUGCAGCUGCUGGCCGUGCCCGGGCACGGGGACACCCCGGACCAAGGAUAUGAAAGCUGGAGGGAGCUGGCUAAGGCUCUGGCAGACAAGAAUGUUCCAGGUGGGAACCCAAGCCUUCAGCUUUACUAUCUGCAGAAGCUGAGACACCAGAAACAAGAGCUGCAAAGAGGCAGGAGGAAUAGAUCGAAUUAUGCAGCUGUGGACAGCCUUGUCCCCUGGAUGCCAGAGUUCCAGGGCCAGGCCAAUCUGCACGUGUUCGAGGACUGGUGUGGCAGUUCCACUGAGCAGCUCAGGAAAAACCUUCACUUUCCCCUCUUCCCCCACACACGAACUACACUGAAGAAGCUGGCUGUGUCCCCAAAAUGGACCAACUAUGGUCUUCGGAUAUUUGGCUACCUGCAUCCUUUCACUGAUGGGGAGUUUCAGUUUGCCAUUGCUGCGGAUGACAAUGCUGAGUUCUGGCUGAGUUCAGAUGAGAAGACCUCUGGUCUCCAGCUGCUGGCCAGUGUAGGCAAGACAGGGAAGGAGUGGACCGCACCAGGGGAGUUUGGGAAAUUUCACAGCCAGCAGUCAAAGAUGGUGAGGUUGUCAGCUGCAGGCAGGUACUAUUUUGAGGUGCUGCACAAGCAGGAUGACAGAGGAACAGACCAUGUGGAAGUAGCAUGGAGAUUGAAUGACCCAGAAGCAAAGUUCAAAGUCAUUGAUUCGCAAUGCCUCUCCCUUUUUGCUAAUGAGACGCUUUUAAAGAUGGAUGAGGUUGGACAUAUCCCGCAGACCUUGGCCAGUCACACGAGCCGGGCUGCUGACAGCGCAGGCAGCAAGGCACACCCAGCUGACAUGUUGAAACCUGACCCCCGGGACACUCUUUACAAAGUGCCUCUGCUGAGCAAGUCUCAUGUGCGCCGAGCCUUGCCAGACUGCCCGUACAAGCCCAGCUACCUGGUGAAUGGAUUUCCUCUGCAGCGCUAUCAGGGACUCCAGUUUGUUCAUUUAUCAUUUGUUUACCCGAAUGAUUACAGCCGCCUGAGCCACAUGGAGAAAGACAACAAAUGCUUCUAUCAGGAAAACCCUUAUUACUUGGAAAGAUUUGGAUUCUACAAGUACAUGAAAAUGGAUCGGCCAGAGAAGAGCCUGGACUCUGGAGAAAAGACAGAGCAGCCAGGGUCCCAGAAGGAUGACCUGGAAGACCUGCAGUACACGGAGCAGGACUUGGAGAGUACCAGCCCCGUUGAGCACCCUGGCCCAGGGAGAGCUGAGCCAGCAGGCAAUGCUGUCAGCAGGGUGGUGGGCAGUGAUAGUGUUCACGAGGACUAUUCUCUCCUGGAGCGUCGUCGGCUCCUGUCAGUGAUAGGUGGUGACAUAGGAGAGGGCCUACAGAGGAGAAGGACAAAGAGGUCUGGUGUCAAAUCAGCCAUGCUGGUCUCUGCCAACCAAAGCCUCAGCCAUGUUGACCUGAAAGGGCCAAUAAUGAAGAGACCCCCUUUAAAAGCUGGUAUUAAAGACAACUCCAGGAGCCCUCUGCAACGCACCAGGGCUGUCCAGGGAACAGCACCUGUCAAAAAGGCGAACCCUCCUUCUAGGACCAUGUCUCAAAAGCAGCAGCCUCUUGGUGGCCCCAGGAACUCAAGGGUCACGAUUCCCAAAGGUGUGAAAUCUCAGGGAGACCUCGGUGCUGCUAAGGAUGGGCUGCAGCCAGCAGGCACUGUGCCACCUGGGAGAGGAGACCCAGUCUCUGGCAAAGCUGACAGACACACUAUGAGCGCUGCCAGCCCCGGCCAGCGGCCUGUACUGACAGAGUGGCUGAACCAAGUGGAGUCCUACAUUGCUGAGCAGAAGGUGGCCAACGGUGGGGACAUGGGUGAACAGGUGGCAUCUCCCAUGAAGGGCAAGUCUGGGCCUGUGGCAGCAGAAGACGAAGAAGAAGAAGAGGUGGAUGGGGAGCCAGAGGAAGAAAAUGAGGAGGAUUUUGAUUAUGUACCAGUGUUUGACCAGGUGGUGAACUGGGAACAGACCUUCAGCACGAGCAACCUGGACUUCCAUAUUCUGCGCACAGACUGGAUUGACCUGAAAUGCAACACAUCAGGAAACUUGCUGCUAAGAGAAAGGGAGGCCCUGGAAAUCACACGUGUCUUCCUCAAGAAGCUCAACCAGAGGAGUAAAGGGCGGUUCCAGCUGCAGCGUAUUGUGAAUGUGGAGAAACGCCAGGACCGUAUGCGGGGCAGCCGCUACCUGUUGGAGCUGGAGCUGCUGGAGCAGGGAGAGCGGCUUGUCCGUUUCUCCGAGUACGUAUUUGCACAGGGCUGGCAGGGCAUUGGCGGUGAUGAGGAGGAGGAGAGGAAGAUGAGGAACCUGGCAUGGGGUCGCCGGCGGCACCUGAUGGCUGUGGCAAAUGAACCAGAGCUCUGCUGGCCCCAGGGCUUCUCUUGGAACCACCAUGCCGUGGUUCACUUCGUGGUGCCAGUGAAAAACCAGGCACGCUGGGUGCUGCAGUUUAUCUCUGACAUGGAAGAGCUGUUCCGGGUCACUAAGGAUCCAUACUUCAACAUCAUCAUCACAGACUACAGCAGUGAUGACAUGGAUGUAGAGAAGGCUCUGAAAAGAUCGGCCUUGCACAGCUAUCGGUACUUGAAGCUGUCGGGGAAUUUUGAGCGUUCUGCUGGACUGCAAGCAGGGAUAGACCUGGUGACGGAUCCGCACAGCAUCAUUUUCCUCUGUGACCUCCACAUCCAUUUCCCAGCUGGAGUGAUUGAUUCAAUCCGGAAGCACUGUGUGGAAGGCAAGAUGGCCUUUGCACCCAUGGUCAUGAGGCUACACUGCGGCAUGUCCCCACAGUGGCCUGACGGCUACUGGGAGGUGAAUGGAUUUGGUCUCCUGGGAAUAUACAAGUCUGACCUGGACAAGAUCGGAGGCAUGAACACAAAAGAGUUUCGAGACCGUUGGGGAGGAGAGGACUGGGAACUCCUGGACAGGAUCUUGCAGGCUGGGCUGGAAGUGGAGCGUCUCUCCUUGAGAAACUUUUUCCACUGGUUUCACUCGAAGCGUGGUAUGUGGAACCGGCGCCAGCUGAAGACACUGUAGCCUUCAACCCCAAAGCUGCCUGGCAGCGCCGUCCACCGUCUCAUCUCAACGUGCACUUUACUGAGGCACACAGCCGAGCACACAAAUUCUUCCUCUGUCUCCAGAACCCUCUGAAGGGAUGGCACAGCAGAGGAAGGGACAGUCAGACUAGGGUGGCGGGGGCUUCUCUCGUGAGCUUUUGCGUCCAAGAUGUGGGAUCCGUGUCUUGCUGGGAAGGCAUGCAGGGGAGAUGUUAAUAAGUCAAGGACACGUGUUUCCUGCCAUACAGUCUGGUGGAUGGUACAGGGGGAGAGGUGCCAUAUUUCCCAUUGAGUCUUGUGUGGUGCAAACCAACCAAACAGAAAUCCUAGCUAAGCCCAGAAUAGUUUAUUUACAGUAAUAGUUUCUCUUUCAAUACUUGAAGGAGAAAAAAAAAAAAAAACAGAAAAAACCCCAACCCUCCCCCUUUCUCCUCCUUCCCCAUCUCUCCGGUAUCCAUGCUUUUGGACAGGGGACCAAAAUAAGUUCUCUGAACGGUAUUGUGUCUGCUAGCCGAUUGGCUGACCCAAGGAAAUCUGGGUGUGGAGGAGCUGAUAGGCACUUUAGGCUGCAGGUGCUUAGACGUUUCUCUACUUUUCACUUUAGUCCUUUUGAAAAACCAUGCUCAUAUUCAGCAAAUUAUGGGCCAUGGGUGGAGACCGAAGUAUGUUUCCCUUAUGAGAGCCCUGGUUGCUUGCAACUGGGCAAGGUGGCAAGAGUAGUUGGUACAGCUCCACCUAAAUUAUUGAUCCACUGCCUGAGGGUAGUGGAGAGGUUAUACAGAGAAGCCAGAAGAGCAUCUCAGGAGGAAUUUUGCAGCCUUAUCUGACAGACGUGCGUUUGUCUUAACGAUAUCAGGGAAACCCUAGCAGGGAAGAAGUGGCAAUAUAUUAAUUGAAAUAUUGUGAUUUUGUCAGAAAAAGAGAAGACAGAGUAUUCUGCUCUCUAAAUCCUGUACAUUUAUUCAGCAUCUAACGGUUAAUUUAAUAAGUUAUGGCCUUGCUGUUGUGUCUUGUCAUAGUUUGACUUUUAUAUAAAGAGCAGACUUUUUGAUUGAAGAACUGGCACAUUUGUUGGUGCCUCAUCUCUGGAACAGCCCUGAGAGCUCUGGUCUGGUACGGAGGAGGUGGCCUCAGGUCUUGGCACUUGCACUGAGUGCAGGGAAUAGUGAGGACAGAAGAUGUCUGAGUAAAUAAAAGGAUGUGCAGACCCAUGCCAGCAUUGAUCCAAGAACUAUGUCCGCAGCUGGCCUGAUGCUCCAGGGAAUUCUCAGCCCCUAAAACUCCUGUUAAUGUAAGACAAGAAAUUUACCCCUUAACCAUUUUACAGGACUAUAGAAACUCCGAGAUCCCAGCACAGUCAGUGCUCUGUUCUGAAGCUUUGAUGUCUCCAUAUAAUGCUAAAAAGGUUGCUACUGGUCUCAAGCUUCAGAGGAGAGCACAACAUAGGAUGCUGUUCAUGGCACCCAGCUCUAUGGGGAGCUGUUGAUAAGUGAGUAAUGGAGGGACGUAGGAUAUAAGCAAUGCUGACAUGGUUCUAGAAUUGUUUGCUUUUUAUGUCGAUGGACUGGAUGCCAAUUCAGAAUAGGCAUUAAUUUAUUAUUAAUUCGGUGGUGCUUGACAAGUUCAUCAAGUCCCGCUAUUGCAGUAGAAAGCUGAACAUGCAAGUCUUGGCACGUGAGAUAAAAAUCUUGUCAAAUCAUCUGCUUGCCUCAGUCUGGGUUUUUGUGACUGGUGGAGUCAGAAAAAGCCAGCCAGAUUUCAGAAGGUUUUGCUGUGCAGUGUGCAGUGAUGGUGGGAAGCAGAUGAGAGAUGGCUGUGUCUGAUUCCACAGAGCCUUUAUCACAAUGCAAACACUGAAUAUCUCAGAAGAGGCAGCCUUAGCCUUCUGCUUAAGCAAGAGCAGUCUUUUCAUUGAGGGAAAGUCCUUCAUCCAUGUGAAGACUAAAAAAAUGAAACCCUGCAGUUGGGGUGAAAGGCAACAGUCAACACUAUUAUUUUAAUUUUUUUAAAUGUAUUAUAGGAGUUUAGGAGGUCAGAGCCUUGUGAUGCAAUGUUGCAAUAAGCUCUGUUUCUGCCUGGAAUGUGCAGUGUCAGUCAUACUCUCAAUGCAUGUUGGAGCCUGUGCUUCGCUCAAACACAGGCACAGCCUUGCAAGCGUGCAGGUGAGCUGCUCUCCGGGCUCCAGGACUGCGCCUCUGUAGCCUGUCCAGGCUGGCUCUGUCACGCAAUUCCUGUGGAAUGAGGAGAGGCUGGUGGGAAGGGUAAGCACUGGGAUGCAGUGAGGCGUCAGCAGGACCCAAAUGUUUGGCCACAUCAAGCAGAGGACGGGAUGAUGCCCAUGUUGCAGAUGGAAAACUGACAGACUUGGUGGCGGCCCUUAUUGUCGUGAACAGGGAGGAAGGCUUACUUGUACCAUGUACCUUUCACGUCUGACUUAGAUGUGGUCUGCAGCACCUAAAGUUGCCAGCUGGAAUUCAUCUGCAGACACUGGCGUGAAUUACAUUCGUCCAGGAGAUAACUCACUUGACUUAAAUGAUACAAGGAAUCCCUCUUCCUCUCCAGAGAGGACAGUGAGCAAAGAGUGGACUGAGAAACAGGGUGCAGCCCUCACUCCAGCACUGCCAGCAGAAUUUGAGGGUUUUACUGUGACAGUACUCCUUCCUUCACACCUUGAACCCAGGCCAGCGGCAAGCAGAACGUUUUACCUUGUAAGGACCUCUUGGUGGAGAUGUAAGGAGUUAGUGGGUUUCAGUCCAGUUUCCUGAUGGCCAGUAUCCCCACUGUCAAAACUGCCAUCACAAAUGUUCUUGCCUUGCUAGCACAGUGUGGAUUCUUAAUUGGUAUUUAAGCAUUGCGGUAGUAAACAUGAUUAAUACUAAUUGGCACUAGUUGGCAGCCUCCAAGGAGGAGCUCGGAGAGAGCCCAUGGGGACAAAAGUUGUUAUCCAGCCCACAUGCUCAGAGACCACUGUGGGUUUUUUGGGGAGGAGGGGCUAUGAGACCCCUGGCUCACUGGCCAGCAGCAAAUCUUGCUGGUGCCAUGCUGGGCUUUGCUCUGAGGCUGCUGCCACAACAACCUGAGUUUUUCUUCCCAAGAAGAGUCAUGAAGAGGGGGAGAGCAGGGAACACAGCAGGAGCUGAUAGUCCCACAGCCGUGCAGUGAAAGAACGAGGCCAUCCAGGGCAGCGGCCAGGUCAGUGCAGUCCCUUAUGGGCAGGUGGUUUGCGCCAUUACUAGUGUUGCAGGACAUGCACUGCUGCUGUGAGGAGGGCUUGUCUCUGGGUCACAACUCCCAGGGAGCAAGAGGGCACCUGCUUUACCACAGCCACGAAGCUGACUCCCCCAGAUAGGUCUUUUUUGUCACCAGGGUCUUUUUAGGAAGCUGUGGCUGAGUUUGUGAUGAAAUUUGCCGUGAGUUUCUGGCCUUCAUAUGCAUCCUGGCAGUAUCCCGCCUCGAUGGCAGGGAGAAAUCAGCUAGAUGGGAUUUUCCGUGUAUCAGGCAGGCAGGAGAAAGCUGCUUUGGUAGGUCUCUGGCUGGGGACAUGGGCCAUGCUGCAGGAGAGACCUUCCCUGGGGUGGGAGUGGCUGGGCUGGGGACCCUGGACCCCUAAGCGCAGGGUGCACAGCAAAGUUACUCUGCCCACAAAUGCCAACUCCAUCUUCAGGACUGUGAAUUGUGGAUCUGGGGGUUGUUUUGUGGGUCAGUGAAGAGAACAAAGAGGAUCUGGCUUUUAUUCUGAGAGAAAUGUAUUGUGUGAAAAUUAUAACGUGACUUGGUUUGUCAUUGUCUUUAAUGUUUGCCCAGUAUGAACAUCUCACCUCUUCUCAUUGCCCAUUAAUGUCUGAAGUUGAUUGUCGUUUAGAUACCGAUGCCUUGUAUUAAAAAUCUGAAUUGUACCUUUGAAUUAUCUGCCUUAAAAUGGCUCUGUGCCUUCAAAAUAACUCCUGGGCCAUGUCUCUCUUAGAGUGGGGGGAUAUACGGAUUCUCCCCCGUGUUUUAUAAAUACAUCAUCUUCCUACAAGAGCUCAGUUCUGUCUGUGUCUUACUCACACCCACAUGGCUACACAACAGGGAUUAGAAACCAGAGGCUGCUCCUCUGGCCUCGUGUAACUGAAGGCAUAGUCAAUACCAGAGAAAUGGGUCACACUCUGCCCAUGGACAGUGAGUAUCUGUAGCAAGAGGCGAGUGGGAGAUGCAAGGAGCAAGGUUAGCCGGUGAAUGAGCCCCUUUAGGGCUGUAGAAAGUGGAAUGGCAACAGAACAGUUUUUCUCCUGUCUUCCUGGGUUUAUCAUGUGAAACAAGGGAGAAAUAUUGGCCAAAUACACAUUCCAGCAAAGCAGAAGGGCUAUAUGAUUAUGGAGAAAGAAUGCAGAGGAUGAAGUAGUCCUUCUUGCAAGCCAGGGAACAAUUCCUGGACAAGACCACAGGUGAGAACCUAGAGGUGAGCUCGAUGCUCAGCACAGCCUACACAAAUGGGAGGUCAACUCUUUCACAGCAAGUGCUUAUUUAGAUUUAAACUUGGCUAAUUUUUGCUUCAACUGUGCCUCCUCAGAGUAUAAAAAGCUUGGCAGGAAUGGGAGUCAGACGUGGAGAGGGAAAAAGGCAGCCAAGGUUGCUAAUGAGUCUGAUUCCAUUAUAAUGAGAAACUAUUAUUGAAGGUGAAAGGGGGAAAUGCAUUCCAGAGUGC